GACGAUACAAUAUGGCGGACGGUGAUUCCAAAGAUUCCAAAAAUAUUCAUUCAGCUAACGCGGGGAAACUUCGGAAAGUGUACUACGACAAGUAUAAUGUGACGGAUUUUCUUGACAAGCGCCUUUAUGAUCAAAGAGACGUCGAUAAUGUGGCCUCAAAUGAUUUGUAUGUCAGCCAGUUCAUCAGAUCAUUUGAAACUAUGGAAGAUGCUGCAAAUCGACUUCACGAGACAAUGAAAUGGAGGAAAGAAACAGAAGUAAACGAUUUGCAAGAAACAACAUUUGACCGAUGGAUAUAUGAUGUAGGAGCAUUGUUUUACUGCAACCAUGACAAGGAUGGCAGGAAAGUUUUGGUAAUCAGAGUGAAAUAUCACAAGAAAGAUGCGGAAAAACUUCCAGGGGUGAAGAAAUUUUUAGCGUAUCAUAUAGAGACUGUGUAUAAAGAAGAUCCAACAAAAGAGCUUGUGAUCUUGUUUGAUAUGUCAGAGGCAGGUCUAUCAAACCUGGACAUGGAAUUGAUCAAAUUUGUCAUUACAUGCUUCAAAAUAUACUACCCUACUCUCCUAGGAUACAUGCUGAUUUUUGAGAUGCCCUGGUUAUUCAAUGCUGCUUGGAAGAUUAUCAAAGCCUGGUUAAGUCCACAGGCGAUACAGAAAAUCAAGUUUGUGGGCAAGAGUGACAUUCAGGAGUACAUAAACAAGGACCAGUUAAUGGAACACAUGGGAGGCACAGACAAGUUCCAGUUUAAAUAUGUCCCACCAGCAGAAAGAGCAGAGGAAGAAAACAAGUCAAGAAAAAGGAUCCCCCAACUACAACAUAAGGUGACAUUUGCAGAGUCUACUAAAACCUCAGAUGGAGACAGAUCUCCAGAUUCAUUUAAAUCACCACAAGGCAAAAGUGGCAUGAAGAGGAUAGGCAUACGUGGGACCACUACCAAGAUGGAACCAGGGUCAGAUAACUCUUUCAUCGGCAGGCUGCUUACCAUUAGUCCUGCUGAGGAGCUAGAGUUUAUCAUUGAUGAUAGCGGAAAAGAUGCAUCCGAUACCAUAUCUCUGAAGAACACACUACCCUAUCCUAUCGCAUAUAAAGUAAAGACCACCUCUCCAGAGAAGUAUAAAGUGCGGCCAUGUUUUGGUGUAGCUAAGCCAGGAAGUACUGUGGAGGUUUUUGUGUACCUACAACAAGGCUAUGAAAACACCAUAUCUAAGGACAGGUUUCUGGUGAUGGCUAUGGAGGUGACCACCGAUUCACAGGACAAGCUGGCCGAGUUGUGGAAGACGAUACCAAAGGAAAAUAUCAUGGAACACAAGUUGAGAUGUGUACAGUCGACAAAGACUUCAGCUGGACAAAGUGUUGGAGCAGGUUGUAGCUCAGAUGAAAAUGUACAAACACUUUCACAAAAGGUCGACAAUCUGAUGGAGAACACCAGACAGACACAGAGGCUGCUGAAGGCCCUGGGGGCUCUCCAACUUGUCAUCAUGUUUUUAUUGUUUGUCGUACUCUUCCUUCACUACCGCUCCACACCUGAUACCAGCUACAGUUCUUGUCCAGGGGCCGCUUGGUGAGACGGUGGUUUACUCAAAUCAAACUGGUGCUUCCUACAAAUAACUAUUACAUGUUCAUAUUGGGGUAUGAAAAACACUGGAAAGUAUAUUUAAAUAUCAUUGACAGAAUUAAAAUAUUACUAGAUUUAUAAUGCAAUUUUAUUUUUACUAUGUAGUUGGUUUAAUUAAUUGAAGUUUAUACAUUACAAUCAAAGCGUGCAUAUAUGCUUUUCUUUCAAACCUUUUUAAUUAAAAUAAUUAUUUUCUUAAUUCGAGGUUUCCUGUUUUACAAAUGUUGUGACAUAAAUCUAGGAUUUUGUAUUCAUUUUAUGAUAUAUGUAAAAUUUGUAGACCAAAGUGCUGGAGCGUAUGUGAAUGUGUUCAUUGUACGAGUUGGCAAUGUGUCUUAUUUGAAUUACGGUUUAUUUUAAUUUUACUGAUUGUCUUGUUGAUUGGGGAAACCUGCCAUGCAAUAAUUAAACCAGACACUUUGAGAAAUGCUAAUUGUAAAUGCAUAUUGAGUAUUUUUUAUCAGAUAAACAGUGGAACUGGCUAAGGUAGAAUGUCCUUCCGCCUUUCUACUGUAUAUAUUAAGUCUCCAUAAAUUAUUAAGGGUACUAUGCUUGUCUGUAUGAAUAUAAAGACAAUUAUAAGCUGCAAGCACAUUUAAAGAAGUUGCAAACUUUUGAAAAUUUUAUCAGUUUAUAUUACCUACAAAAAUUUAUAAAAGUAUUAUUGAUGGUUGUGUAAUCGAUAAUUUCAACAUCAAAAAAUCACGGGAUAGAAUCCAGCAGUCCUGGAUCUGCUCUGUCUUUUGUGAAAAGGAAACUUAUUCACAUACUUGGAUUACAUAUAGGGCUAUUUCAGUCAAAUAACAGGACUCGAGAUUUGUCAAACACGAACCUCCAACAGAAGUGAUUUAGUUAAAAGUUUCCCUAUGCUAUGCUAAGACAUUUUCUCAAGUACCCAUUGUGUAUAGAAAUGAUCUUUUUCUGGAGUCCUCUCUUUGGGUUAUAUGUUUUACUGGAAUAGCCCUUCCAAUGAAUUCUAUUCUGUAGUCUUAAAAUACCUGUGUAUACUGUAAGUGAUGAAGCAACUCACAGGUUUGAUGAGAGCCUAACAAACUACAAAUCUUCUUUGUGUAGAGAUUCAACACAAAUGGGACAUUUCUAUUCCUUUGAAAAAAAAAAGAAAAUCUUGACAUUACUAUUUUUCAGAAUUUAUGAAUUAUAUGCUGUUGAAUUCUUGAUUUAAAAAGUCAAUAGCCGUGUAUACCUUUUCAUAGUCUACCAGUAUUACAAUCUGUGUUCAGUAAGAUAUUUGAAUGUUGUUGAGAUUAAUGGGAGUCAUUUUAUGUUAUACUGGUAUAUAAUAAAAUUAAAUGAAUGAUACAUCAGCAGGAUGCCAAUCUGUGUUCCUGUAUAUGGUGUUAUAAUGAUCGUACUGUUGUCUAUGGAAUCAUUAUCAUUUAGAAAUAUCGGUCAAGUACAACUAUCCAGAUUUAGACUAGAGCCUGAAGUUUACUUCAGUAUAUUUUAGCAAUAUUCAGUGCAAAUGUUUUGGUUCUCAACUGGAGAUUUUUGAAAGUGAAAUUUAUUUCCCUUAUGAAAUACAUUUUUUACUUAAAAACUUAUUUCAGAACAUAAUGUAAUAACAAAUUAGCUUCAGAACAACAUUAUUGAAUUUAAACUUAUCAAAACUCUUCUAAAUCAGUUUAUGAAAGCUUUCUAAACUGAAGACCACCGGUUUGACCUCCAGAUAGAUACAUGUAUAUGAAUGUACUUGUAUACUGUGUAUGUGAUGAUAGAUUCAAUACAGAUAGCAUUAAUAUUUAAAUGAGAAUGAAAGUGAUACCAUAAAGUGCAUGGGAAUAAAUAUUUGGUGAUUGUAUGAUGGCUACUUGUAAUUACUGAUUGAGAAAUGUCACUGACAUAGCUGUGUCUAUGGUGUCAGGGCCAGAGGAAACUCGGGCUAAGCUGUGUGAAGACUGAAAACAUGUGGACAAAGAAAAUCACAAGAAACUUCUUUCAAAAUGGGUUUGAUUGAAUGUUUUCAUUUUCAUAUUUUUUUUUUAUUUUGUUGCGUGUUGCCAUGACAACUAGAUUUGCCAUGAUGUACACAGUUCCUGUUAUGUUGAUGUAGUUAGUCCCUUAAUGUUUAAUUACUUUGAUCGAAAUCAAAUUAAGAUCAUAAAGGUGUCGUGGAUGUUACCACUGUUUUGCUACGGCCAAUAAUUAUUUGUUGUACAUGUUUUAGGCAAUAUCUGUGAUAUUUAUAUACGAGGAUGAAAUAUAUCCCCAGUCGGGUCUGUACCAAUGGUAGAUUUCAUGAGAUGUUGUGAUUUACUUCGUGUGACAUGAAAUGUUAUCGCUGUAUCUUUAUAUGUACAAACUGCUUGUUUUUCAUACCAAUAUGUGUAAAAAACAUCAUAACAAGUUGCCUUACCUGCAUAAAAUACAAGUAUAUUAAGUGCUGCGCUGUGGCAAGCUUUGAUAGGUCAAUCCUAAUAUUGGCCAUAGAAUAUCCUGCUCAAAUCUGAAAAUACUCCUUUCUCUAUUUUUAUUUUUUUUUUUAUCAGAAUUAAAUUUUUUUAAAAAUCAAGUUUAGAAAGAUGAAAUAUAAUCAAAAUGAUAUAAAAACAUGGGUUUGAAUACCAUCUACAUUUUAAGUAUAGACAAAUGAACUUUUAAUUUGAGAGCUUUUAAAAUAUCCGACUUCUUCAUCCUGCAAGGGCUUCAACCAGAUGUCUGACUUCUGCAGGAUGAAGCAAGUGAACACUGGUGCUGGCAUUGACUAUAGUGAAUUUGGCUCAUAAUAUUUAUAUCGGUCUAACUCCAGUUAUUCAAUUAAUUUGAAAAAUUUUAACUGUAAAAGCUUAAGUUUGGCAAAUAUACUGUAGCAUCUAUAAUUCCACUCAAUGCCCAAACGUAAAAUAAUCAAUACUAAGUAGCUUCUAGAACCAUUCUAUGCAUAUUUAUGGAAAUGUAUAUAAACAUUAUUUAUCUAAUCAUAAACCAAGGUCGUUUGUUCCACAUUGGACAUAGGACAUUUAUACAGUGAUAAACCCACCUAUGUAUAUUUCAGUCUAGCAAUAUUUACCUAUAGCUAACUAAUGCUUUUUCAUAGUCCUGCUGCAGGUCCAAGCUCGGGUCCUACAUGGAGUCGAAGUUUGUGUUCAACCAUUUGUGGUAUUACAGGAUAAAUAUAGUUGUACUGAAUGCUGUCAAACUGGGUGUACAUGUAUGUAGAUACAAGCUUUAGAAGGUCCGGUAUUUAUGUCUGAAGGACAUUCGAUAUAGAGUACUGAGUUUAUUGGUGCAGUUAUGAUAUUUCAGGAGGGAAUAACACGUUUUUAUUUUGCAAUGUUAAUCAAUGUUAUGAUUUGCAGAUAUUUAUUUCAUUCAUUGAUGAAUAAUUUGUAUUUGUUGUGAUAUGGAAAAAAAACUCAAUGAAAUACAUAUUUACAUAAAU
This is a messenger RNA of Pecten maximus, 5015 nucleotides long. Its product is annotated as motile sperm domain-containing protein 2-like. Bases 12 to 1565 code for a protein of 517 amino acids. The transcript is spliced from 17 exons. The record is from RefSeq and is a predicted model, not a curated record. NCBI's taxonomy places the organism in Eukaryota, Metazoa, Mollusca, Bivalvia, Pectinida, Pectinidae.